Messenger RNA from Thyridium curvatum, 762 nucleotides. RefSeq lists its product as uncharacterized. The coding region runs from base 1 to 762 and encodes 253 amino acids. The transcript is spliced from 3 exons. Gene Ontology annotation, biological process: protein import into mitochondrial matrix. The record is from RefSeq and is a predicted model, not a curated record. Lineage: Eukaryota; Fungi; Ascomycota; Sordariomycetes; Thyridiales; Thyridiaceae. Gene Ontology annotation, cellular component: PAM complex, Tim23 associated import motor.
AUGCUCACCUCGACGACGACAACCAUGUUCCGCCCUAGCGUCGCCCGCUCCUGCGGCCUGCAGCCUCUGCUCCGCCGCUCUACCCCGACGGCCUGCCCUUACUCGACCUUCCGCCCUUCCUCCCUCGGCCUCCGCCAGAGCCCGUGGCAGCAGAAGCAGACGCCCUGCAUCAAGCCCGUCCGCAGCAGCACCACGACCACGACCGUCGUCCCCCGGCGCCACGCCUCCACCACCUCGGCCGCCCAGCAGGACGCCGAAGCCGCGGCCGCCGCGUCGGCCCAGGCCCGCGCCAGCCACCCGGACCUGCCGCCGCUGGACUGGAACACCUUCUUCCAGCUGCGCAAGACGCGGCGGCGCUGGCAGCUCGCCUUCAGCUUCGCAACCUGCGCCACGGGCGGCACCGUCGGCGCCCUGUUCCUCAGCACCGGCGCUGCCGACGCCAUGGUCAACCAGAUCCCGCUCGACCCGUUCGUCACGCUGGGCCUCAUGACCUUUGGCUUCGCCGCGCUCGGCUGGCUCGCCGGCCCCAGCAUGGGCAGCGUGGUGUUCUACGCGCUCAACAGCAAGUACAGGGCGCAGAUGACCUUGAAGGAGACGCAGUUCUUUGCGCGGAUCAAGAAGAACAGGGUUGAUCCCUCAGCCUCGUCGGCUGGUAAUCCAGUGCCCGAUUUCUACGGCGAGAAGAUCUCAAGUGUGGCUGGCUACCGCCAGUGGCUGAAGGAUCAGCGGGCCUUCAACAAGAAGAGGACAACUUUCGUAUAA